AUGACAAGUGUUGGUGAAACCCAUCCGUUUCCCGAUAUCGAAGAUCGCCAGAAGCUUGACAAUAUAUUCAUUCACGGCUCGUUGAAAUCUCUCGAGGAGCUGCCCUCUGACGACGCUGAAGAGGACGAUUACAGCAAUGAACGACUAGCGUACCUCGGAAGUACAAUGAUUAUGGCGAUGAUCACGGACAUCGUCUUUAGAGGAAUGCACGGCGUGAGCCGUAAGGAGCUCGACCGUCGGAGAACAUUUUUUAUUCGCAAGUCGUCUAUCGUGUGGUGGUCGGAUGCGUACGGGCUGGUGAAAGCUGUUCGAGCAGCGGGUCAUCAACAAUCAUCGCUCGCUUACAGCGAAAAUAUCAAGAUUCAACUAUUCCAGGCCUAUUUCGGACUCGUCUAUUUGCAAAACGGAUUUGUACCAACGCGGAAUUGGCUGGAGAAACUUAUGGACCUCACCGAGAACGAUUUACCGCCAGAACCAGACGUAGACGGUGCAGCGGAUGCCCUUGGUGCGACGUCUUUAGGCGAUCGUCCGUCUCCACGCACGACUCCGCCGGCCUCCCCUGUCCAACAACCAGGCAGGCCACCCAAAGACCCUGUACAGGCCUUCCAUGAGAAAUGCGCCAGGCGGAAGUAUGCAUGGGGUUGGAAGGAGUCAAAUCAGGGCCCGAGUCACGAGCCUAAAUUCACCGUGGCCAUCGAAGUUGAGGGCCACCCCGAGAUUGUGGGUGUGGGCACCGCUCGGGCGAAAAAGGCGGCUCAGAAGCUAGCUGCUCAGAUGGCCCUCGAUGGGCCAGCUUGGUAG
Messenger RNA from Serendipita indica DSM 11827, 801 nucleotides. NCBI's taxonomy places the organism in Eukaryota, Fungi, Basidiomycota, Agaricomycetes, Sebacinales, Serendipitaceae. The record is from the annotation of a GenBank genome assembly.